AUGGUGCAAUGGAUGACGGUAGCUCAGAAGUUCGAGCUCAUUCAGAAGCAUCGCCAGAACCCUUCAAUAUCCACGAGGAAGCUGGCGUCAUGGGCACACGAGGCCUUUAACCUGCCAACGGGCCCCACGGCUGCUACGGUCUCGCGCGUACUGAAAACAGCCGAGGAGAUCGAGGACAAGCAGCGUCACGGUAUCACUCGCAAGGGCCAUGGCGUGUCUUGCCCCGAGUUAGAUCUGGCGCUCAAGCUCUACGUUGACAGUUGUGUGCAGAACCACAUACAUCUCACCCGUCGCCUUCUAGUGGACAAAGCGCGUGAAAUCCUGUCCACCAUCCCCGACGCGCCAUCUCUAAACCUCUCGGACGGAUGGCUCACCAGCUUCAUGCGGCGUCACGGCAUGGGACUGCGGCCGCGCUCUCUGCAGACCGACGGUGAGGGUGGCGAUGCUGAGAUCCAAUUUGAUCCAAUGGUACGUGCGCGUCCGACGCAACUGGGACUCGUGUCGACGCCCACUUCGACGGCUCAAGUGCUAGCACCAGUGUAUACUGGACCCAAGAGAACAGUGCUUGUCACAGGGGCAGACAACAGCACAGGGAUGGCUUUCGUACAGCACUACAUGAGCGAAGGGUGGGACGUCAUUGCGGCAUGUCCUGAAGGCGAAAUGUGCGUCAAAGUCAUGCAGCUGUCGCCCUGGAAGGUCGUAGCCAUGGAUCCAGGUUAUAAGGAGUCUGUGGCUGCUGCUGCUGACGCUCUUAAGGACAUUCCGAUCGAUCUGCUGAUCAACAAUGCCAGACUCUUUAUCAAAGGAUACAUGCACUCUACAACACCCGAGGACUGUAUCCGCCUGUACGAAGUAAACGCUAUGGGGCCUUUUAUUGUGUCGCGUGCGCUACUCCAGAACCUACGUCUUGGAGUCCGUGAUCGUGGCAUGGCGUUCGUAGCGAAUGUAUCGUCACGUGCAGGUAGCAUCUCGGAGAAUCUAGCUGGAGGUUCGUACGGAUUCCGGGCGUCUAUGAGUGCACUGCACAUGUUCACGAGGUCGCUAGUGGCGGAUUUCCUGCCUCACAAGAUCGGAUGUGUCUUGUUACACUCAGGAAUCGACGACAAACCCGACGGAGUGUCCUCGUCAGCUGACGUUCGACCCGAGGAGAGUGUAGCUGGCAUGGCUCAAGUGAUCGUGCGUACGAGACUGGGCGAGCCACUUCAUCUCCGCCACUUUGGCAACGGAGAUGCGAUCAGUUGGUAA
Phytophthora infestans T30-4 is the source of this 1245-nucleotide messenger RNA. RefSeq names its product short chain dehydrogenase, putative. NCBI's taxonomy places the organism in Eukaryota, Oomycota, Peronosporomycetes, Peronosporales, Peronosporaceae. The record is from RefSeq and is a predicted model, not a curated record. The coding region runs from base 1 to 1245 and encodes 414 amino acids. The transcript has 2 exons.